AUUAUGGCUUGUUUGUCUCUGUUUUUGUUUGCCAUUGUGUGUUUCUGUGUCUGUCCAUUUGCUUGUUUGUUUGUUUGUGUUUUUUGUAACAAAAAUUUGUCAUUCCGGUGCAUGUAUGAGUCAGUGGGGGAUCCAAAUGGAGGUUCCGGUUUUGUGCUAAAUAACUUAUUAAUAUUAACUAAUUGAUAGCAAUCUAGAGUCAAAUACAUACAGCAGAGAGUCAACUGAAAAUGUCAAGAAACACCAAGUCUGGAUCAGGGGGUCAUGUAAUAGGGGCUAGAGUGGGCUCAACCCCUCACUUUUGAGGGGUGUGUCUAGAGUAUGCUACUACCAAUAUAACUGGAAGGCAAAUCAGCCCCCACUUACACACACGCAACGUCCUUGUUUAGAUGCCCUCUGAGGCUCGUGUGUACACUAAUUUGGAAGACUUGUCAUCUGUUGUAGAACUCGUGGAUUCAUUCUGACUUCUGUACAGUUUUCAUUGUGUUAUACAUCCAUUUUGUUUGUAAGCAUGUGUAACAAAGUCACCAAGCAGACUUACUACGCGAGUCUCAAAGGGUGUUUCCACAGGAAAUGCUGGAAUCCUCUGGAUCUGUCACUGUAUGUUUGAUUGUUAUAUGUUUUUAUGUGUUUGUAUGUGUUUGUAUGUCAAUGGUUGCGUAUUGAGUAGUUUGAUGAAUUUAUUGGCUUUGAAUGCAAAAGUACGUGUUGGUGUAUCAAUUUGCUCAACGAUGUUUCGUUUAGAUACAAUUGAAGUGUCUGUAAAGGCUGACUGUCUGGCUGUUGAGUUGCUACUGAAAGCACUCGACGUGCCGUACGCCAUACAAAGACAUGAAAGACACAACGCAGAGCACAUGAGCGUGUCUGGAGAGUUGCCAAUACUGAAGGUGGAGAACGAAAUCUUGGAGGGAUUUCAAAGCAUUCGAGCUUUCUUUAAGUCACAAGGUCACUGUUUAUGUGAUAAAGCUCAUCUGGAUGAGAGUCAACAGUCGGAAGUGGAGGCUUACAUGUCGCUCAUACGCAACACAAUACAGACAGCAGAGAUGUACAUGACAUGGACAAAUCAUGCAAACAAACAGAUGAUGAAGAAGCUUUGUGGAAGAUUCUAUCCAUUACCCCUGAAUUAUGUGGUGCCGUGGUUGAAAGGUCGAUUAGCAGCAGAACAGCUGAGGGCAAGAGGAUGGAUUGAUAGGAGUCAACAUGAGGUGUGUGAUGAAGUGUCUCGUGUAUGUUGUGGUUUGCAAGCAAAACUUGGCUCUCAGAAGUACUUCUUUGGCAACAGUGUGACAGAGGUGGACAUGUUGCUAUGUGGCCAUGUACGAGCCUUGUCAACAGAAGACCGGCUACCUGAUGUCUUUCUCUUACCUGUUGUACAAACAUAUCGACAACUAUUGACACUCACCGAUACAAUUGGCAAUAGUGAACAUGAAUAUUAGCUGGUAUGAAAAUUGGUAACGGAUGGUUGUAGUUAAUCGACAUGCAGCGAUGUCUUAGCCUCGUACGAGACCCACAGCACGAGGAAAGGGUUUGGUACGAGGCUAGCGAUGUCUAUAGACAGUAGUCUAUCUGUGAAAUGGAAAGAAAUGGAAAGAAAGGAGAGAGUAGGACCACUAGUUUCAUACAUGGUGCAGGGAAUUAAUUAAGAAGUGGACAAGUCAAUCAAAGUGAUAAUUUAUUACCAAAUUUAUUUAAUUAAUCACCUUAAGUCAUAUACAUAAGUUGCAACAGAAGUUUGUGCCAAUGUGCAGCUGGCAAAAAUUGACUCUCUGAAUGUCCAAACUGAUUGCUUCCAAACCCCUUGUAACCCUAAUAACGAUGCACCCCACUAUGUAAAUCCACCAGCAAGGAAUUUUUGAGCCCUGAAGGAUACAUGCUGAGACAAGACGAUAACCAUAGAUAUUACCAAAACAACAUGUUUAAUCACUAUGUUGUCUGCUGCAACAAUGACACUGUCUUGGACCAUAUGCAUGCAGCAAAUCAAACGUCUGGUGUAAAGCUGACAUUCGAUU
Molecule: messenger RNA, 2009 nt
Organism: Corticium candelabrum
Lineage: Eukaryota; Metazoa; Porifera; Homoscleromorpha; Homosclerophorida; Plakinidae
Product: metaxin-2-like
Exons: 6
Coding region: 603-1436 (277 amino acids)
Biological process (GO): mitochondrion organization
Cellular component (GO): SAM complex; cytoplasm
Source: RefSeq, a predicted model, not a curated record